Messenger RNA from Suillus bovinus, 1670 nucleotides. Its product is annotated as MFS general substrate transporter. NCBI's taxonomy places the organism in Eukaryota, Fungi, Basidiomycota, Agaricomycetes, Boletales, Suillaceae. The transcript is spliced from 15 exons. The record is from RefSeq and is a predicted model, not a curated record. Gene Ontology annotation, biological process: transmembrane transport. Bases 199 to 1611 code for a protein of 470 amino acids. Gene Ontology annotation, cellular component: membrane. Gene Ontology annotation, molecular function: transmembrane transporter activity.
CUAGUGAAGUGGCACGACUUGAGACUUCGGAUACGAGGAGCACCGAUGAACGUCGAAAUUACAUGCUCGUUAUUUUUGAGUAUGUAAAGGAGCGGACCAUUUGUCCGAGACUCCAAUUGACUUGAUCUCAUAAGAAGUUGGCGUAUAUAUGGGUGUACGCAGUGUGAGUCCCAUUCUUUCUCAUUUUCUCUUCGUCAAAUGUCACUUUCAUCAGUUACAACUUACCCCAUCUUUACCUCAGACGAGACGCGUCUCACCCCUGGGGACGCAUCGACAUGUCAAACGUCGCCUAGGCCGCCCUGCAAGCUUGAUAUUGCGAAGGGCGAUGCGGCAGACAUCGUCGAACUUUCGCCCGUGACUCCAUUAGAAAAGCAGAAUUAUGAUUUAGAAAGUCCAUCGGUACUUUCAGCUACACGCAAAGCACAAAGAACACGAGAGAAGAUUCAGUUUUUGACACUCUGUUGGUUCGUCUAUCUGGAGGGUUGGAAUGAUGGAUCAAAUGGCCCUCUGUUGCCGAGGAUUCAGAAAGUUUAUGGGGUUGGAUAUGCUGUUGUGUCUCUGAUUUUCGUUUUCGCUUGCGUGGGAUUUAUCACGGGCGCCGUGUCUAAUGUGAUUCUUGCUGAGAAGCUAGGAUUCGGAAAAGUGAUGGUUCUAGGUUCCCUAUGUCAAGUCUUGGGAUACUGUAUCGACUCUUCGGGGCCCCCUUUUCCCGUGUUUGUAUUUGCGUACUUCAUUAACGGAAUUGGAAUAGCUCUGCAGAACGCAAAUUCAGUCGGCUAUGUUGCAUUGUUCAAAGAAAAUGCAGAAGCGAAGAUGGGCUUUUUCAUGGCAGCAUAUGGUGCCGGGGCACUCUCAUCGCCUCUGGUUGCCACUCAAUUUUCGCAUCUACGUCAUUGGAAUCUACAUUACUUGACAUCCCUUGGAAUUGCGAUCACCAAUACAAUCGCCUUGAUUAUAGUUUUCCGAUUGAAGCCCCAGGCAGAAUGUCUUUCUGAGAUAGGCAUCGUGCACGAAAAUAACAAUGCAAGCGAGCACAGUCAUCUCAGGCAGAUAUUCGGAAACAAAGAUGUCCAUCUUCUGGCAGCAUUCACUCUAAUCUAUGUUGGAGCCGAGGUUACUCUUGGCGGCUGGAUUGUCACCUACAUCAUUGGUGUCAGAGAUGGGGGGCCCUCAUCUGGUUAUAUUGCUAGUGGUUUUUUCGGCGGUCUCAUGAUUGGGCGGGUGGCUUUGCUAUGGGUUAAUAGAAAGGUCGGAGAACGCUUGGCCUUGUUCAUAUAUUCCGUGCUGGCUAUCAUUUUCGAGUUAAUUGUAUGGUUCGUGCCAUCUUUGGUAGGAGAUGCAAUCGCUGUCAGCGUGGUUGGCGUGUUGUUGGGACCGUUGUAUCCAAUUAUGGUGAACCAUGCAGGACGCGUCCUUCCUCGCUGGUUACUCACUGGUUGCCUUGGUUGGAUUGCAGGCGUAGGGCAGGCAGGCUCUGCAAUGAUCCCGUUUAUGGUGGGUGCUAUCGCGCAAAAAUCAGGAAUACAAUCCCUGCAGCCUGUAUUGAUCGGGAUACUGUGUCUUAUGAUUGUGCUGUGGGCGCUGUGUUCAAAUUCGCGUCGUCCCAAUUGAAGUGCACAUAGGGUGUAUGAUAAAGUUUAAUAGGAAGGCUGCCGUGUACUGAGUACUCG